This is a messenger RNA of Alternaria postmessia, 1365 nucleotides long. RefSeq lists its product as uncharacterized. The coding region runs from base 1 to 1365 and encodes 454 amino acids. The record is from RefSeq and is a predicted model, not a curated record. The transcript is spliced from 5 exons. Lineage: Eukaryota; Fungi; Ascomycota; Dothideomycetes; Pleosporales; Pleosporaceae.
AUGUCAACCGCUCUGAUUCUAUCGACCCUGAUAGUCAUAUCCUUGACCUUCAGCUCGGUAGCUUUGAGCCUUCGCCAGCAUGAGGUUCCUGACGACCUCAUGGAGCGCGGCUUGAAUGCCAUAGGCAUCGAUGCGAAUACUACUAGAGUGAGAAACGUGAGAAUAUCCGGCUCUCAAUUUCGCACCAAGUCCAUGAUAACCACGAUAGCUUUGGAUGGAAUGGAUUCAACAGUUGUUCCAUAUGGUAAUCAGACAAUCACAUACUCAUAUGGAGAAGGCGGCUUGAAACAACGCAUUGAUAGAUUUGCUGGCUUGGGAACCCUUUGGGUAUUCGCACGACCAGCGCUUGAGCCUAUGGACUACUCCGUGGUAGUGCAAGAUGGCGAGGAUGGAUCCGCUGCCGUAAUCAGGGUCUUCGAUCAGUCCCUGAACAUAUCAGUCCUCUUCGAUCCUGACACUUACCUGCCCUUCGCUAUCCGCACAUACGAGGAUCAUCCCUUCUUCGGCCCUUCUACGAAUGAUUUGCGAGUGUACGACUAUAUCCGUGUCGAUGGACUGAUGAUACCCCGUCAUUUCAAGAUCAUAUACAAUAAUAAGCGCCUGAUUACCGACUUUCUUGCGGAUGAGGUAUCCGUCAACUUUGACCUCGAACCAUCAUUCUUUAACGUCUCGGCAGAACGUGGAAAUCUAAACAUCCCCGUUGUCGAUCCUGCGCUCACUGCCUAUAUCGGAGAGAAGUACGCAAACUACCUAUGGUUUGGUCGAUUCAACUUCACAGCUAUGGAUUUCGACGCACAACAACCCUACACAGAUAUGCCAGGGGUGUGGGUGAUCCGAAUGCCUGGCGUCGCAAAUUAUCGACAGAUACUGCUCGAGACCGACAACUAUGUUGUUGUUCUAGAUGCUCCAAGUGAACAGGCGCUGGUCCUACUGGAAUGGGUUAGGAUCAAUAUUGGAAAGCCAGUGUCACAAAUUUGGCCUACACACCAUCAUCAUGAUCACGCCCUAGGUGUUCCAAGCUUUGUCGAGAAUGGAGCCGAGGUUGUCGUUCCUAAGAUGGCUCAGUCAUACUAUGCCAAUAUUCCUGGAGCUAAGUUCGCAACCUAUGAACGCGGUGCGCCUUACAUUGUUCAGACAAGCGAUUACAGGGCUACAUUCAUCCACGUUGAGGGUAGCAUUCAUGCUCGAGACCAUAGCGUCACCGUGAUCAUGCCUGCCUGUCCCACCGAUGACAGCACUGUUCUAGUGUUCGAUGCCGAUCAUGUAGUUCAGGCGCAGCUGAUGGCAACUCACAACGACCACAACGAGCUCAGCCAGCUUGUUAAUGCCAUGGCAAAGCAUCGUGUUGCCAAGUCAGCGUUGUGA